This is a messenger RNA of Trichobilharzia szidati, 264 nucleotides long. The record is from the annotation of a GenBank genome assembly. Lineage: Eukaryota; Metazoa; Platyhelminthes; Trematoda; Strigeidida; Schistosomatidae.
AUGUCUUUGGUCUGUGGCGGCACGGAUGAUGAUGAUGAUGAUGAUGAUGAUGAUGAUGAUGAUGAUGAUGAUGAUGAUGAUGAUGAUGAUGAUGAUGAUGAUGAUGAUGAUGAUGAUGAUGAUGAUGAUGAUGAUGAUGAUGAUGAUGAUGAUGAUGAUGAUGAUGAUGAUGAUGAUGAUGAUGAUGAUGAUGAUGAUGAUGAUGAUGAUGAUGAUGAUGAUGAUGAUGAUGAUGAUGAUGAUGAUGAUGUCAAAGACAACUAG